AACGAAAGCUUGAACCAACGUUUGUUAUCCAGCUAGCCUCGACGUUGAUCAGUACUUGCUGCACUUUGCGUGAUUUGAGAAGUAUUUAGUUAGCUUAGCCACCACUACUAUUAGCCAGUGUUAGUUACAAUUGUGGUGCAGUUCAGAAGAGUAGGAGCUGAUAUCUGCUACAUGACAAUGACUGCAGAGGAGCAGACAGGUGAAGGACAACACACCAUCCCAAUGGAGGGUGAGGACAUUACACCAAAGAAAGACGGGGGUGUUUUAAAGCUGGUGAAAAGGGAAGGCACAGGCACAGAGCUGCCUAUGACCGGUGACAAAGUGUUUGUACAUUAUGUGGGCACACUUCUUGAUGGAUCUCAUUUUGACUCAAGCAGGGAUAGAGGAGAGAAGUUUUCCUUUGAGUUGGGCAAAGGUCAAGUUAUAAAGGCAUGGGACAUUGGCGUUGCCACAAUGAAAGUGGGGGAGCUGUGCCAGCUCAUCUGUAAGCCGGAGUAUGCUUAUGGAUCUGCAGGAAGUCCACCCAAGAUACCACCCAAUGCCACUCUUGUUUUUGAGGUGGAACUGUUUGAAUUUCGAGGUGAGGACAUAACUGAUGAAGAGGAUGGAGGAAUCAUCCAUCGUAUUAUCACUAAAGGGCAGGGAUAUUCCAAGCCUAAUGAAGGAGCUACUGUUGACGUAACUAUGGAGGGUAUCUGUGAGGGACGUGUAUUUGACGAGAGAGAAUUGAAGUUUGAGAUUGGAGAUGGAGAGGGUCUUGGCUUGCCAGUUGGAGUGGAGAAAGCUAUUAUGUCUAUGGAGCAGGGAGAGGAGGCACUCUUCAAUAUUAAGCCUAAAUAUGGCUUUGGGAAUGCAGGCAAUGCAAAGUAUAACAUUCCUGCCGGAGCCACACUUCAGUACAAAAUCAAGCUGACAGCCUUUGAGAAGGCUAAGGAAUCAUGGGAGAUGAACACGGUAGAGAAGCUGGAACAGAGCAGCCUUGUCAAAGAAAAGGGAACACAGUAUUUCAAGGAGGGAAAAUACAAGCAGGCUUCAGUGCAGUACAAAAGGAUUGUGUCAUGGCUGGAACAUGAAUCAGGUUUGUCAGAGGAGGACGAGAAGAACGCAAAAGCAUUGCGGCUAGCGGCUCAUCUGAACUUGGCCAUGUGCUUCAUUAAGCUACAGGAGCCAAGCCAAGCCCUAGAAAAUUGUGACAAGGCUCUGGAGUUGGAUGCAUCUAAUGAGAAGGCUUUGUUCCGAAGAGGAGAGGCACUGUUUGGUAUGAAGGAAUAUGACAGAGCAAAAGAUGACUUCCAGCAGGUUGUUCAACUGUAUCCUGCCAACAAGGCUGCCAAGACCCAGGUGGGUCUUUGUCAGAAAUGUAUCAAGGAGCAGCACGAGAAGGACAAACGCAUCUACGCCAACAUGUUCCAGAAGUUUGCAGAGAGGGAUUCAAAGAAAGAAGCCAAGAAGGUGAAGAGUGAGAGCAAGGAGAACGUCAACGAGAUGGAUGUUGAGAAUGAAGAAAAGGAAGUUGCGUGCGAAGCAAAGGCAUAGAUCAAGAUGUGACUAUGACGGUUUAUCUAAACUUUAGACUUUUGUAACUUCAGCUGUGUGUGUGUGUGUGUGUGUGUGUGUGUGUGUGUGUGUGUGUGUGUGUGUGUGUGUGUGUAAUGAGAGCACUGACUUUGGGAGCGUCUUUGCUGGCUUUCUUUGUGUCUGGGCUUUUUGCUGUGGCAGCUUCCCGAGCGGGUGGGCCCUCUCCAGCUGACUGCACCAACCCCACCCCUGAACCCUUUCAACCCACAGCUUUGAACUGUGCAUGUGUUUUUCACAGCGUUUUGGGUAGGGAAAAAGUGCAUCCAAGUGUUAAGUGCAGAAUUUCACCCGUCAAGGGCUAGACCAUUCACCUUGCACUACCCUCUGUCCUUUACCCCUCCUCACAUUUCAUGCUAUCCAUCUUACACUCCUCUCACGGGCCUACUGAUCAAUUUCUGGAUUUGUGAUAGCUGUGUGCAUAGAUAUGUGUCUGAACGUUAGAGUGACUGUGUCCCAAAGUACGUAUGUAGCAGCACUGGAUAGGUGACGUAAUAAGACCUUAGCCUGGAAUAGCUGUCAAACUUUGAGUUUCUCUCUCAAUCAGACGGAGCUCCCCACGAGCCCACAGGGUACAGGACUGUUCACCUUUUACUUUGGAAAUCUUGACUUUCUACGUUUUCUUUUUUUUUUCUUUUCAGUGUUAUGCUUGUGACUUCUGUAUUCUCAAAAUGAUGAAUACAACCAAUUACUUAACUGGAAUAUGUGCAUUUUUAAGCAGCUAUAAAGGACAUUAAUGAGUUUAUCCUGGAGACAGUCAAGUUACAAUUACAUUUUAGUCUUAAUUUACUGUAAAAA
Molecule: messenger RNA, 2373 nt
Organism: Etheostoma cragini (Arkansas darter)
Lineage: Eukaryota; Metazoa; Chordata; Actinopteri; Perciformes; Percidae
Gene: fkbp4
Product: FKBP prolyl isomerase 4
Exons: 12
Coding region: 172-1536 (454 amino acids)
Molecular function (GO): peptidyl-prolyl cis-trans isomerase activity; protein binding
Source: RefSeq, a predicted model, not a curated record